GAAGCGGGGAGAGGCUUUGGAAGCCUAGUUGCUUCCUUCCAUGCGUGCACCGUAGGCUUUUGAGUGGAAAUGGGUAAGGGAGAGUUAGUUCACAGAUCGUGAAGCGCUAGACGCUGCGGGUGCCGGAGAAAGACGGGACCGGGCUGGCUUGAGUCUGGGCGGAGGGGGUGAAAGCAGCCUGGGGCGGGGUCCCAGAGGGGCCGCCGGCGCUCCAGGGGCAUGCUCAUCACGCUGUGUUACCUGUACCUGUGGGCGCGCUGGGGGGCGCGGCCCGCGCGCAUUAUCCGCAGCACGGUGCGCAGGCUGCACCGUACCCGUUGCUCCUUCACCUUCUGCAGCAGCGGCGGGGGCAGCCAGCAGCAGCUGGAGCAGCCGAGGCCCAGACCGGGGGUCCCGGGGGUCACUGACGACAGUAUCUGCUUAAGGAUGGGAAACCGAGUCUUCUUCAUUGACGAGACCCAGUCCAUUGAUGACUUAAAUAAGUGGGCUCUACUUCUUGUUUCUCCUUUUAUUUAUCCUGGUGAUGUUCUUGAAGCAGAACACAUAGCGUUUGUGAUAGAAAGCAUUUUGCUACGAAGUCAGAAUUUACCAACACCAUUUUUCCCUUCAGAAACGAUUGUAAAGUGGUCAGACUGUUGUUUGCCAUUAGCCUGCAGACCUGGUGAGCCUUAUAAGCUAUUUGCAGAAGCAAGUAUAGAUAAUUUCAGCAAGUUGGGCAUUGCAUUCAUGGAAAACAGGCUCCAGAUGGAUAAUGGAAUGGUACCACAAAAGAUUGUCUCUGUACAUCUUCAGGACUCCAUGCUGAAAGAGCUGCAGGAGUUGACAUCAUCCAAGAUCACAGAAGUAGAAGAAUUGACCUCAACUUUACCUUUUAAAGUCAAACCUGAAUGGGAAGGGACAAAGCAUUUAGACAGUGAUGACCAAAAGGUUCAAGAUGAGGAGUAUAAUCAGAAGAAAGGAAGUGCUUCACAGGAAGAACCCACCAAUGCAACAGAAAAGGGAGUUGACUUUGAUGAGCACCAUCAUCACUUGCAUCUCUCAAGCUGCCAUGAAUGUUUGGAACUAGAAAGCAGCACCAUAGAAUCUGUCCGAUUUGCAUCUGCAGAAGACAUUCCUGAUCUUCCUAAUGAUUUCAGUAGCAGCCCAGAGGGCAGUGUUGACACAGCCUGCCAAGGGACGAGAGUCAAUCUGACUGGGAAGCCACCAAAUAUUUUACUCUUUGUGGGCUCUGACCCCCAGGAGGCACAUCAAAAAUUCCAGCAGCUCCGUUCCAUUCUAGCUGACUGUGUUGACACUAACAGUUACACAAUCUACCACCUGAAGAAGAAGACUGUGCUCAGUGAUCCAUGGGUACAUAACUGUUUAUUAUUGAUCAUUGCUACAGAGGAGCCCAUUUCUGAAGCAAUUUACCAGCAGUUCAUGGUGUACUUGUCCCAAGGUGGGAAGGUUUUGGGGCUAUCUUCCUCUUUCACAUUUGGUGGGCUACAGCUGAGAAGCAAAGAGGAACUGAAGAAGACCAUUCAGACACUGGUUUUUUCCAAGGCUGAUCACAAUGAAAUGAAACUGAAUGUCUUGACCAGUGGCAGCAUUUAUGAAGAAGACACUGGGGAGCUUUUCAGUCCCGGAAAGCUCAAGGGUUACUUAGAAAACAUAGACAAAGACAGGACGAUUGUUCAUUUGCCGUUUGGAACAAAUGGAGGAGAAGCUAUUCUUUGCCAGGUGCACUUGGAAAUGCCUCCCAACACUUUAAUACAAACUCAAGAUGCCUUUGAUUUGUUGAAAUCAAGCAAUUUUAGCAGAUAUGAAGUCCUUAAGGAGAUUCUGACUGUCCUUGGCUUAAAUUGUGAAUUAAAGAAAAUCCCUCCCCUGACUCCUCUUUACUUGUUCACAGCUGAGGAGGAAGUCCGAGUUUCCUUUAUGCAGUGGCUUGAAAGAAAUGUGGAUCCUGAAGGAGUAAUGACAUUUAGCAAGCUGAGCCUUAAAUUUGUUUCAUCCUAUAAACCAGAAUUGGAAGUAACCCCAUCUCACAUGCCAGUUAUCACUGAAACAGAGGAAUUUGAAACAGAAGAACAUUUUAACCUGGAAAUCUAUCGAAAAAAUUUGCAGACAAAGCAACUAGGAAAAAUAAUUCUGUUUGCUGAAGUGACUUCAUCCACAAUGAGUCUUCUAGAUGGGUUGAUGUUUGUUGUGCCACCAGACCUGGGCUUAGUUGCAAUUGCAGCCCAGCAAACACAAGGAAAAGGUCGUGAUGGCAAUGUCUGGCUUAGUCCUAUGGGAUGUUCUCUUUCCACCUUACACAUCAGCAUCCCCCUGUAUUCUCAUCUGGGGCAGAGAAUUCCAUUUGUUCAGCAUUUGAUGUCUCUAGCACUUGUGGAGGCAGUCCGAUCCAUUCCCGAGUAUCAGGAUAUCAACUUACGAGUAAAAUGGCCCAAUGAUAUCUACUACAGUGAUCAAAUAAAGCUCGGUGGAGUUUUGGUCAACUCAACGCUUGUGGGAACAACUUUUCAUAUACUUAUUGGCUGUGGAGUUAAUGUGAAUAACAGCAACCCUACUAUAUGCAUCAAUGAUCUCAUCAUAGAAUAUAAUAAGAAACACAAUAAAAAGCUAAGUCUGUUCCGUGUGGAUUGUCUUAUUGCAAGAACAAUAACUACGCUGGAGAGACUGAUAGAUGCAUUUCAGGAUAAAGGACCUAAUGCAGUUCUUCCUCUGUAUUAUAAAUACUGGAUACACAGUGGUCAGCAAAUCCGUUUGGGAAGUCAUGCAGGGCCAAUGGUAUGGAUCGUUGGUAUCGAUGAUUCUGGCUUCCUUCAAGUUCAUCAAGAAGGCGGGGAUGUUGUGACUGUGCAUCCAGAUGGCAACUCUUUCGACAUGCUGAGUAACCUCAUCAUCCCCAAAACACAGUAGUUAAAGGAGCCAGUAAAAUGGCUGCCUGUUUUAUCUGGCACUCAACUGUCAGGAUCACAGUGACACAGGGUGCCCCAUCUAGUUGAAAUUAGUUUUAAGGCAAAGGUGCCCGACCAUCUGCAAAUACAUUCCUGUUUGAUUUCUUUGGUCUUUCCUAAGCCCAUCAAUCAUGAAGAUCUAUUUGAGAUGGUGGGUACUAGAGGUUUUUUACUACUUCAGUUACUAUUCUCAUGCCUUUUGGUAGCCCUUUUUGUUUACCAUUUUAUUUCUGCCUCCUUUUGAGAAGGGUCAACAGCCUUUUCCUCUUUCUAUUUAAAUCGGUGUUUAUUGACAUAUGUAGCUCUUAUUUGGAAACAAUAUGGGGAAAGAAUUUAGAUAGUUUCGCAAAAGUAAAGCCCUCACCCCUGCUCCCUUCAAAAAGAAGAAAAACAACAGCCCUCCAGUCUUGAGUCAUUUCUCAGUUUGGGGGAUGGUAAUAUCCUUUCUACUCAACCAGGGAGAUGUUUUUCAAAGAGAACAUGUGUUGACACCUGGUAUUUGUUUUUAUUUCUUUGUUAAGGAAAAAAAAAAGAGUAAACAUUUUUCAGAAAUGGUGCUUAUUAUUUAUUUCAUUGUUUGUCAUUUGUUAUACUUAAGUGGCUAAUGAAAUUUAACAUACGUGAAUAGAGAUUGAAGAUGUAGUGGGAAAUCACUAAUUUAUAGUGAAUUUAUUUGGAGAGUGGGAGUACAAAUUCAUGUACUGAAAUCUAGAAAUUCAAGAGUUGAGUGAAUUUUUUUUUUUUUUUUGGUGAGGCAGUUGGGGUUAAGUGACUUGCCCAGGGUCACACAGCUAGUAAGUGUUAAGUGUCUGAGGCCUGAUUUGAACUCAGGUCUUCCUGAAUCCAAGGCUGGUGCUCUGUCCACUGCGCCACCAAGCUGCCCCAGUUGAGUGAAUUCUUAAGCUCAAACUAAAGAUCUUUAAAGAAUGAAAUCAAGUUAGAUGUUUAGUGUGUGAAGCUGAUGUGGAGACACUAAGAGAGUAGAUUGUCUGAUGGUACCAUAAUCACAUCUGCAGAGUAUGUAUUAUCCAGGGUGUUCCAAAAGACCCAAAAGCUAUUAAAGUUAAAAUUGCCUGAGAUUUUUGGCAUAUCCUAUACUCUAAGUGAGAACUAGGAACUUCUAAUUCUAAACCAGUUCUAAGUGUAGCUUUGAAAUGUGGAAAAUUCACUGGAUUCUGAUAAAAACAGAUUUUUUAAAAGAUAAUACAUUAGAGUAGUCUCUAAUUCAAGAUUGAAUGACUUAGCUCAGCAUUUGGUUUGUAAAUUGUAAACUUUCUUGCUCUCUCAUUUCAUAUUGUCAAGAAAUAAAACUUUGAGCUGAUUUAGAUUCGAUAUUGGUUAGUUACUUUAAGGUUUUAAAAGAUAUUAAAAAUCUGAUAGAGACAGAACAUAAGAAAGGAAUAAUGGGGGGGGUAUGUUUUCUAUUCCAGAUGUGCUCCAUGCUUUUUCCAUGACGUUUUUAUCUUCAUUUAACUUUUAAAUCAUACAUGAUACUUGUCAACUUAUAACCUUUUGUCAAAGUUUUACUUACCAGUCUUAGGGAAAUAAUUGGAAGGAAAGCAGAAUGGAGCUCCUAGCUCUAUGCAAAAUCUUUUCCAUUACAUAGUGACAUUUAUACUAUUCUUAUGUGUGAAGGUUGAUACAGAAACUUAAGAGUUUCAUCAUACUAUCUGGCUACACCAGUGAGACACAGAUAGCCUCUCAGCAAGGAAAUAGUAACAUAUUCAGCUAAAUUAACCAGUCUCUGGAAAGCUCACAUAAAGAAAAGUCACCCAUUUUAUAAACAAGGUAUCAAUGGGCAUUACUUGGGGAAAAAACCAACCCAACAAAAAUCUAUCCUCCCAACAUGUUUUCUUUGGAAAUUAAGUCAGAAAUUUUGAAUUUUUUCUUACUCUUUCACUAAAAUUACAAAAAUGGACUCACCUUUGAGAGAUAGUCUGUGAAAUUUCGCUGAAGUAAAAAGUGAAAUACCUCCUGUCUACAUAGUGAGGUUUUUUUUUUCUUGAACCUUAUAAGAAAAUGUAAUUCAUCCUAUAGAAUUGCCAUCAUUAAUUUUUUAAUCUCUUUGUAGAGAGUUUACUUAAUGAAAAACAUGUUUCAUUUUAUUCUGUUUAAACUGUGAUACUAUUUUGGAACAGUCUGCUUUGGAAAAAUCUUUUAUUGAAUUUACUUUUGAAAAGUAAUGAAAUGUGGAAGCAUCCGCAUCCACAAGAGUCCAUACACAUUUUGACACUUUAGCCUUUAUGCUUUUUAAAAAUAGGCUGUUCAGAAUUGCCUGAGGAGACAAAAGAGGCUUUAAUUGAAUGCUGCAUUUUUUUAUAAAACUGAUUUUGCUUCUGAUAUACCAAAGAAAAUGUUGUUAUUAUUUAAUCCUGUUCUGUAGAAUAGCUGAAUUAAGGCCAUGAAAUGAAGAUCAAGAAAACCAGAAUAAAUUUAAAAAUUGCUCACAUCUAGAUUUUUAAAACCGUUAUUGUUAUAGUAAGUUCUAUAUCCUUUUUACUCUCUUUAGAACAGGACAAGUAAAGAAACCUUAAAAUUAUGUCUAAAGUGGUAAUAUAGUCAUUGGGCAGUUCCCAAAUCCUCACGAAAUACAUAAAAUUUUUUAAAUUGCUAGAUUACUAGGAUCAUCUUUUCCAUUAUAAUGUGGUGGUGGUAGUAAUCUUGAUGAUAAAGAUUACAAGGGCAGCAAGGUGGUUCAGUGGAUAGAGUGUUGAACCUGAAGUCAGGAAGACCAGAGUUCAAAUCUGGCUUCAGGCACUUACUAGCUGUAUGACUCUGGGCAAGUCAUUUAACCUCACUUUGCCUCAUUUUCCUCAUCUGUAAGAUGGAGACAAUAAUACUACCUACCUCCUGGGGUUGUUGUGAGUAUCAAGUGAGAUGAUGAUUGUAAGGUGCCUACCUAGCACAGUGUCUAGCACAUAGUAAGCUAUAUAUAAUAUAAUAAGUAGUAUAAAUAUUAACUGUUAACUAGCUAUAGUAGUUGUUUGUCCUUUGUUCCCAAAGAGGACCAUGACAUUGAGGAGGUGAUGUCAUGACUGAAAAUGAAUUGGAUUUAAGUGAGGCAAGACUCUGCAAAGUCACCAGCCUCACUUUCUCUUCCAGAGCUAUCUGGGUCCAGUGGCAAGAUAUAAAUCUGGAUGACUGGAGAUGGCCUUGAAUGCAAUGGAAGACCUUGACCUUGUCCUUCCCAAGUCUCCAACAAAGUGAGCUAGCUAUUAUUACUGGGAGAGUGGUUUACAAUGUGCCUGCAUUUGUUUUAAGAGAUUUUUCCUCAUCUUACCUUGGAGAAAAAAGUGCCUCUAUUAUACACAGCAGAAAUAUCAGAAUUUUCUUUAGAAAACAGACUACCCAAGAAAAUAGCAUGUCUGAACUAUUAAUUUACAUUGGUACUUAUAUUUGUGGACAAAUCUCACCUGACAUUUAAAGCUUCCAUCUCUCCUGUUAUCUUUUUUUUUUUUUUAACAUUCAGAACAUGGGUCUCUUCUGAGUAUAAGAUACCUCAGGAGUUAGUCCCUAGGACUUCAUUAGAAAGAGUUGCCGGUAAAAGAAAGUUCAAGGACAGAUAUUCAAUGGCAACAUUUUUAGUCUUUAGGGAACAUUUUUUUGAAAGACCCUGUUAUGUGGAGCUGGGAUGAAAUGGAUAUUUAUGAAAUAAAAACACUAAUAUUGCUUGGCAAUAAAGGGAGUUGCUUUUAAUUUCAAACAAGCAAAGGUUAAGUGCCUGUGAUGGAAGGGAAGAAUGACCCCACAAAGCCCUUCUGCAAACUCUUGCCUUGAGGAGCAGGCUGGAUAUGAUCCCAUGGGCAACAACAUUUUAACUCCAUUCACUUCAUUACACAGCAGGUUGAUGGAUAAAAAAACCUAAGGGAGUAGAUCAUGAUCAUAACUCAGGAGAAAAUAAUGGACUUCACCCCCAGUGUAGGAAAAGAAAUGGUAAAUGACAAGUUUUAAACUUGUGUCCAAAGGGUUUGAACUUUGAACUCACAGAAAAUUAAUUACUCCUUAAUAUUCAGAAACCAAAGACUCUUCUUGUUUCUAGGAAAUUGCUAUACAGAAAUGUAAUAACAUGAAAUAUAAACUUACAUUUUCAACUUUGAAAGAACCUUUGUAAAGUAGUUAUUUAAAAUAAAUGAGCCAAGUCUUUGGAAUGGAAAUGCAUCAAAAUAAAUGGUUUGGACUUUGCUCUUAUUCAUGUUGUAUAUUUUAUUUAAGACAACAAUCAGCCAUGUUUGGUGAUAGGUUUUAUUGAUAUGGAAAAUACAUUAUAAAUGAAAAAUACAUAAUAAGGAAUGCGUAUGUAUUUGUAGGCAUUGAAAGUUUGGGUUGCUUUGGGGUUGGUUUUGAUAUACUUUUGACAAGUUUAUUUUCAUCACAAAAAGAUCAAUGUCCUAAUGCUUAAAAAAUUAAGCUUAGUAGGAAUAAUAAAGAAAACUCAGAUGGUUUUCAAAUAAAGUUAUGAUAUCUAAAAUUUCAGACAGUUAAAAGUAUCUUAAGAUAUUUCUCUUUUCACUAAAAUGGCUUAAGUUAGGAUAUAGCAUCCAUUUUAACAUAUGUGUGCUUUCAAAGGACUUAUCACCUUUGAAUAUUGUGCUUUUUUUCGAUAAUGUGUUUUUGAUAACCGAGAGCUCAAUAAAGAGCACAAUAAAAUUUUGUGGCAUUCUAUAAUUUGUUCUGUUACAUUUUAAUUAUAGCAUUACUCAUACCUUCUUAAAUGUUUCACUCUUCUAAUAAAUGAAAACCAGUAAUUUCUUUGCUUCCCACCCUACAAAGCUACUCCAUGCCUCUAUGAGCCAGACACGAGAGCUUCUCUUAAAGAAAACUUUACCCUACAUUUUUACUUCUACAUUAAAUAUUUUUCCUUAAUACUGUCAUUAAAGUAAUACCUAGAUUAACUCUGUCAGUGUUGGUUCUUGUCUUAGAGCAAUCCUUUGUAGAUGAAUAAAAGAUUAAAAAGUUAGCUCUGUAAUAUGUAUCUUUAGAGUAGGAAACUUUCAGUUACAUUUAAUUUGUUAAUUACAUGUGCAUAUGCUAUGUAUAGACAUACAUACUCCGUCUUAAGCCUAGUAGUCCACAUUGUCUCUUACAGACUGUUCUUUGCCUUAAUAGAAAUCCUUGUAUAAGCUAAACAUUAAAAAAACCCUACAUGAUUUCAUGCUUUCUGAAUACAGCUCCAAAAUAUUAAUGAUAAGAUAGUCACAAAAGGGAUAUUUUAUUUUAAAAUAUCAGAAGAUAUUUCCUAUUUAAAUUAGUUCUAUGCUUUAAUGAAUCAUGAUUUCAUUAUGAAACCCAAAGGAAUACUCAAAAUAUUACAAAAAUUUGUUUUAUAUAUGCAUAGACUCACAUAAGUAUUCUAAUGAGGUAUGACUAAGCAGGGUAUAAAAUAGAGUGGAUAAUUCUGUUUCUUAAUGAUGUGAACAAUGUUGAUUAUAUUGAUACAUACAUUAUAUACAUAUAUUAUAUUGCAUUGUUAAUUUAAAAAAUUCAUUCGAAAGCAAAUUGGUCCUAUAUAGUAACUGAUUCUGUUAGGUCCUAUAUAACGACACUAGUUUGACAAAAGAAAAUUUUACAAUUUAACAACGUGACAGGUGUAUUUUUAAUUUAAAACCAUAGUUAUGAAAAUGUCUGACUUCCUUUGAAAUAAACAAACAAAAAAACAGAAGCAUACAUCAUAAAGUAAGCCAUUUUGUAAAGACAACAAAAAUGAUACAAUGUUGGUAGUAUAGAACAUUUGGAGAAAGUUUCUAAGACUGGAUAGGGAAGAACUUUGAAGUGAAAUAUUUAGACCAGUGCUGAAAUAAGUUAUCUUAAAUGCUUAGCCUUUAAGCAAUAUAUAUGUAUAUACAGACAUAUCUGUGUAUUUAUUUUUGAACUUUUUUCUUCAAAAAUAUUUAUGUAUUUAAAUGUUCAUGUAAAUAUUCAAAGGUGAAUGUAUUUUAUUUGCUAUUUAUAAAAUGCAAAUAAGAAAAUGUGUACAUUAUUUUCAUUACAUCUUUUAAAUCAUUUUUAUUGAACAAAGUAAGUGGAUAAUUUAUAAUUUUCCACAUUGCACAUGCAAUUCGAUUAAUUUUAUUAGGGUUACUUGUACUAGUGAUUAUGAAUUUCCAUAUGCCAAAUUCUGAAUGUUUGCCAUGUAUUUAAACUUGACUGGGCUAACAGAUUUUUAUAUUGCAGGACAACUAUCCAUUCUUCUCAUAAACCAUUUUCUGACUUUCUUUUUCAUUUAAUGCCUAUUCAAAUUUGCAGGUACUGUUCAUUUUGUUACCAUAAAUUCAUAGAUUAUUGGGAGUUGAAAGAAAAUAAGAGCUUAUUAAUGUAUCUUAAGCAUACACAACAACAAAAUGGAAUUAUAUUGUCUUGACAAAAAUGUUUGUACCAGAAGGGAAACAACAUAUAUUCUUGCAUGCUUUUAUGAGAAUAAUGCAUCCUCUUGGGAGCAGUGAAAUCGUCUAUUCUUCUUAUGACUGUUUUAACCAUAUCCUGCUUUUUCUAAGGAUAUGCCAUGAAAGGUGGCGUGGCCUACUAGUUAGAAAACCAUCCUUGGCACCAGGAAUAUCUGGCACAAGCCCCAUCCCUGACAUUAGCUACGUGACCUUCUCAGUGCUCCAAACAUCUCUCUAAAACUAGAAGGUGAAGAAAAACCCCCUCAUCCGGGAGUUCCCUUCACCGAUGAAAUCACAGAUCUAGUUCCCAUUUUAUGGACAGAUCAAAUUAUUCUUUUAGGACUUUCAUUUUGAUCAGGAUAUUUUAAAAGAAAAUGCUCUCAAAGUUUAGAGUUGAGAAUUUUUUAAAAAAUCACUGUAACAAAUAUUACUUCAAGUAUUGUCCAUCAACUCUGUCAGUGUUCCCUAAAAUCAGGAGGCUAAAGCUUGAUUUCAGAUGAGGAGAAUAAUAACUAUCAUAAGAUCAUAGGUUUAGAUCUAGAAAGGUCUUUUAGGCCUUUUAGUCCAAUCCCCUCAUUUUACAAAUACAGAAAUUAAGGCUGAGAGAGUUAAGUGACUUGGUCCAUCAAGGUAGAGUGAUUUGAGGUUUUAGAGUAAUCCCUUUUAAAAUAAAACCAGGGCUACCUAGCAGGCUAUUUUGUUCUUGUUUUAGUUUAGUUGAUGAGAUGUAAGGGGAAAAGGAACAAAAUAGCUUCAAUCUGAGCCUUUUUCUGAAUACCCAGCAUAGCAUUUUUACAGUUCUUCAUACUCAUAGUCUAUGGCAUUUUGAUGGUAAAAAUCUAAGUAUAUAUUUUUGAAUCAAAAUAGUCACCUUUGCAUAAUUUAAAAUCUAGGCAUAUCUAGUCCUUGCCUCUUAAAUCUGUUUGACACUCUAAAAUAAUGAGAUCUGACAUAUGGCAUCUCAUUAGCAUUCUGCACCAGAGAUCAGGUCAUAGUAAUGCUACACUGAAUCUUCAGUGUUUUUCUCUGACCUUCAAGGUACUGUUACACAUGGUUUGCCAAGAACACAUGCCAGUUUGUCCCUCAUUGACCUUCCUGCUCUGCUUGUUAAGUGUAACCAUGUUGUCUUGUGCUUUCUUUGGAAAUGCUUCCAGUUUGUUUGCUUUUAAUUAAGAGGCCAGUUUCUAUUAUUGUCACCUUGAAUUGAUUAUUACAGAAGUUCCAAUAUAAUGGCAUAGCUCAGUUUCCCUGUGGGUUUCUGGGGGUGAGACCGAGGACAGACUUGGGUUUUUUGAAAUAAAUGUGUUUACCUCUUCUGAACUAGAUCCAUAAUUGUCAGUUACAUGUCUGGUGGCUGUGCAUGAGGAUGGCUGGAAUGUCCCAUGUUUGGAUAACAGGUGGUGGUAGUUUAGAAGUACAAAGGGUACUUGUCCGGGGGGCUGCAUAUCCAUCAUGUGUUCACUCUCAGAGUCAUGG
Molecule: messenger RNA, 10798 nt
Organism: Dromiciops gliroides (monito del monte)
Lineage: Eukaryota; Metazoa; Chordata; Mammalia; Microbiotheria; Microbiotheriidae
Gene: HLCS
Product: holocarboxylase synthetase
Exons: 11
Coding region: 220-2904 (894 amino acids)
Biological process (GO): protein modification process
Cellular component (GO): cytoplasm
Molecular function (GO): biotin--[biotin carboxyl-carrier protein] ligase activity
Source: RefSeq, a predicted model, not a curated record